Cherax quadricarinatus is the source of this 2023-nucleotide messenger RNA. The record is from RefSeq and is a predicted model, not a curated record. NCBI's taxonomy places the organism in Eukaryota, Metazoa, Arthropoda, Malacostraca, Decapoda, Parastacidae.
GUCAGUAGCUCGUCAUCUGAGCCCUGAGGUACAUCACACUAGGAGUGGUGAAGGUGACGCGCCAGAGACGGAACAACAAACUGUGUCAGCCAGGAGACCAGCAGCUGAGGACCUGCCGCCAGCUGAGGACCUGCCGCCAGACCGUGGCUCUCAUGCCUCCACGCUGUGUCACCUCUUCUCCUGUGACCACUGCACUGCUCCCUGACACCAUCUACACCACAAGCAACUAUUAUCGCUUCCAUCACCAUUUCUGUCAAGGGUGAUAAUGGCCCCUCACUGACAACUGUUUCAGUGAACACAACUGGCUUCUUACAGAUAUAACAAUUAGUGUGAAAAUCUUACGCUGUUGUUUAUUGUGUUGGGAAGGUGGAAGAUAGCAGAGAUCAGUGGUGGAAGUUACUAUGAAGAAAGACACACGUGACCUCCUGCUCACCACCAGGAAGUUGACGCUCAUCCAGCAUCUGUAAACAGUACCAAGAGUGACUGUACCAAGCCAAGACACGCGUCACCCCACACUGUACCAAGCCAAGACACGCGUCACCCCACACUGUACCAAGCCAAGACACGCGUCACCCCACACUGUACCAAGCCAAGACACGCGUCACCCCACACUGUACCAAGCCAAGACACGCGUCACCCACACUGUACCAAGCCAAGACACGCGUCACCCCACACUGUACCAAGCCAAGACACGCGUCACCCCACACUGUACCAAGCCAAGACACGCGUCACCCCACACUGUACCAAGCCAAGACACGCGUCACCCCACACUGUACCAAGCCAAGACACGCGUCACCCCACACAUAGAAACCCCGUUAUAAACAUAGUCUGUAACAAUCAAAUUGCAAUCAUACAAAAUUAUCAGCUAGACGUAAUCAGACACAUUCGUGUCUGAUUACUCCAAGAUCUAUCUGUACUCUGUGUCUCCCAGCAGUGUUCACCCCAAGUGCAUCAAGUGCUGUUAUCUGGCUUAUUACACACAAUCUGUUGUACCCACUGAAGACGAUCAGUAGUAAAAAAAAGCCUUAAAAAUCUUGAAGUGUUCUUGAAUAUUGUUCGCUAUUAUUAGAGAAUAAUUACUACCUUCCUAUUGUGAGGAUAAAAAAGUUUGUAAACAAAUAAUCAAAAACUAAUUUAAGUUCAUACCAAACAAGUGUGUUAAGUGAAGUAAAGAAAAGAGAGAGAAAUAACCUACUCUCAAGCAAAAACUCUUGAGUGUCCGAGCUGGUAGACACCUCAAGUGUCACUCAACACAUCACCAACACCAGUUUACUCUCUCCAACAAUGAGUUACCAAGCUGCACCAACACUCUUCACCAUGCUCAUCUUCCUGCUGCUCACCCUCCACCAGGAGAGGGAAGUAGAGGGUGUGAACAGCGGCGGUGAGUAUACAUACUCGACAGCACGAGGCUGGGGUCACAAGGAGCUGGCUGAACCAGUAUGGGGACACCCACCCAGGAUACACAAGAACCGCAGGAUACCUGAAGUUAGGGAGGGCAAUAACCACAGGCUCGACCAUGGGGCAGCGCGAGUGAUACAGUCAUCACAUUAUGAGCUGGAGUAUGUGUUGGGACGUAAGAUCAUCUUCAUCUGCACAGCCAGAGGCAAUCCCAGACCCAGCAUCACCUGGUACAAGGAUGGUGUUGAACUCUAUGCUCACAACUACUUCCAGGUACAUCUCUACCUGUGUAUCAGGUACUUUUACAUUUGUGUAUUAGUUAACACCGCCUCUGAUUACCAGGUGCCUGUCUACCCGGAUACUAGGUACUUGUAAUAUAUAUUAGACUGGUUUCCAGAGUUCCUCUUCCCCUAACAACCAGGCCAAGCUGUUGCUGCCUAUUUGACGGAGGCAGUAAUCUGGUUUCACACUGAAAACUUCGCUUGUUCCAGUAAUAUUUCUGAUAUGUGUAACAGACUGAAUAUUUUUGGAUAAAGGAUGUUGACAUGGUGUUCUCUUUCUGUGCACAUGACUCCCCUGCUUUUCACUGGCAUUACACUUCCUCCCAAUAUUCACACUAACUAUA